AUGGCUUACUGUACUCGUACUGGUGCCAUUUUUGCCAAGAAUCCGCUACUCGAGUAUUGUCGCUCUCACGCGUUUAGAAAAAACAUCAGUCGAAACGCUCUUCCCAUUGUCAUUUUGAUUUCCAACCCCCUUCACUCCUUCCCCAUCCCCGAGCAAAGAUUCCCCAUAAAGCACACUCCUUCAUUCAAGCUUAACCACCGCUCGAAUCUCAUUGAGGUCCGACUGUCCACUCCACCCCAAACACUGUUUAUCCCCUCCCUCUCUUCCGGGGAUUGUCCACCUCCUUCGACAGCCACCUCGUCAACUAACACCCGAUCGCAAGCGCGCUCAUUUCAUCGACGCUUAACGGCUCUCCCUCUGCGUGUCUGCGGAUCUGAAGUGUUG
Molecule: messenger RNA, 384 nt
Organism: Tuber aestivum (summer truffle)
Lineage: Eukaryota; Fungi; Ascomycota; Pezizomycetes; Pezizales; Tuberaceae
Source: the annotation of a GenBank genome assembly